Molecule: messenger RNA, 708 nt
Organism: Triticum dicoccoides
Lineage: Eukaryota; Viridiplantae; Streptophyta; Magnoliopsida; Poales; Poaceae
Product: B3 domain-containing protein At5g06250-like
Exons: 4
Coding region: 1-708 (235 amino acids)
Molecular function (GO): DNA-binding transcription factor activity; DNA binding
Source: RefSeq, a predicted model, not a curated record
AUGCCAGGGCUUAGAGAGAUUUCCACAAAAUUUGGUGGCACAGCUUCUGAUCUAGAGUAUGCCUCGAGGACUGUUGUUAGUAACCAUCCAAGCAAUCCUACAAUCAAGAUGCAAUUGGUAGGUUAUAGUUCCAAUGUUGACAGAAGUACGAAACAAAAACAACAGCCAGAUGACAUUCUGGAGGAACAACCAGAUGGUGAAUACGACAAGAGAUUGGAGAGAUCAGCUGAUCAAAGGAUUUCAACGUCACUUGAGUCUAAUUCGCGGUUGGAUGUUCCAGAAAUUACACCAACACUUGUGCAGAUUACAGCCGGCGGUGAUGAUGUGCGGGAGCACAUGUUUGACAAGGUGGUGACAGCAAGUGACGUGGGGAUGCUGAAUCGGCUGGUGGUGCCCAAGCAGUUUUUCGCUGAGAAGUACUUCCCACUGGAUGUGGCGGCGAACGAGAAGGGACUCCUGCUCAAUUUUGAGGACCGUGGGGGCAACCUCUGGAACUUCCGCUAUUCCUACUCCAACAACAGCCAGAGCUACAUCAUGACCAUGGGGUGGAGCGCCUUCGUCCACGACCACCACCUCGCCACAGGCGACAUGGUCUCCUUCUACCGUGCCGGCACACGCCUCUUCAUCGACUGCCGGGUGCGCGGCCAGAUUUUAGCGCCCGUGACACAAGCCGUCAUGCCGGCAUCGGCGUCACCAGCCCUCAAGUAG